AUGAAAAUACCCAACCCUCGAGUUUAUUUGGAUGUUGCUAUUGGGGGGAGGAAUGCAGGAAGAUUGAUAUUUGAACUGUUCAUGGAUAAAUUGCCAAUAACCAGUGAAAAUUUUCGAUGUCUCUGUACAGGUGAAACAGGGUUAGGUUAUUACUUAAAACCAAGGUGGUAUAAGAAUUCGUUAAUCCAUAGAAUAGUUACUGAUUUUAUGUUUCAAGGAGGGGAUUUUAAUUUUGGGAAUGGAUAUGGAGGAGAGUCAAUAUAUGGCCAAUACUUUCGAAAUGAAAAGUUUAUUUACAAGCACUCAAAAAGAGGUAUUUUAUCAAUGUGUCAAACUAGUAUAAAGCAUACAAAUAAUUCUCAGUUUUUUGUGACAUUUAAAAGUUGUCCUUGGCUAGACAAGAAGCAUGUCGUUUUUGGGCACCUUGAAUAUGGGUUUGAUACACUAUCAUAUAUUGAAGAGCAAGCUACAUUAAUUGGGAAGCCCAAAAAGCAAGUUUACAUAUACAACUGCGGAGCUAUUCCAUUGGACAGAAUUAAAUAUAAGUCUCGGACCAAUAUGCAUGACGAUUAUAUUAUACCAGAAAUAGAAAUGCCAUUGUUGGAAAAAGAAAUUGAAUUUAAUGAAAAUUCAGACAUUAACGAGUUGAAAAAAAUGUACAAAAAUAGCAAACGGUUUUAG
Messenger RNA from Plasmodium vinckei vinckei, 681 nucleotides. Its product is annotated as peptidyl-prolyl cis-trans isomerase, putative. NCBI's taxonomy places the organism in Eukaryota, Apicomplexa, Aconoidasida, Haemosporida, Plasmodiidae. Gene Ontology annotation, biological process: protein peptidyl-prolyl isomerization. Bases 1 to 681 code for a protein of 226 amino acids. The transcript has 8 exons. Gene Ontology annotation, molecular function: peptidyl-prolyl cis-trans isomerase activity. The record is from RefSeq and is a predicted model, not a curated record.